AUGGACUUACUGGAGAAAGCUCAAUCAGCUUAUGUUCUGAUCUCACUAUCGUCGAUCCCAUUAAUGGUUCUCGCGAUCGUACCCCACCUAUUCCCAUAUCAUCUCUCAGGUAUAUCUCCAACCUCUCGACUCACUCCUCCCACAAUCUCUCUGGCGAUAUGGACGAUCGCAACAUGCAGUAGCACGAUACUAGAUCGAUACGUACUCAAGAAAGGGCAAGCCCAAGAUUUGUUCUGCAGUGUAGAUGCAAUACUUAUAGCUGCCUUGACGACUGGUAUGGUCACUCAUAUACCCGCUAUCGCUUUGUAUCGAUAUCGCUCUCUUCCUACUCCGUCUAUACCAAAUCCCGUCCCACCUACCAAGCUCCGAAAUAUCCUUUGUCUGACCAUCAUUUACGCCUACUCCUUAUUGCCUUGUGUACCAACUCUCUCAAAAUCCAUCUCCAGAGGAUUUAGCUCGUCGGAAGGUUUGGCGAAAUGGUGGGGCUUCUAUUGUAUAGCCAGUGGAGAUUGGUUCAGAACAGUCCGUCCUCUCACCCUCCUAGCGCCUCUUGUUUUAACUGUACCAAUCACGUUGUUGAUCUUUUCCGUCCUCUAUUCUACCUCAGGCCAUCCUUCUCCUCAUAUACACCCAACAGCCAAACACUGGGCACAGGCGAGUAUGCUCUUGCUCAUUUCAGCAGGGAUAGGAGGGUUCGUGGUGAUUGAACAGAUCGUAGGAUGGAAUGAUACCUGGUUGUUCAGGGGGAUUGAAGCCCUUAGUGGACCCAUCCUAGCUUUAACAUUACUAUUCAACCUUCAUACUUGGCAUGCAUACUCAUGUUGGAUCCGAUUCCGUCGUCCUCCCACGACAUCUACAGAUAAUCUCCAAUCAAACGCACCGUUAUUAUCCGACUUGCAAAAGAAACGAAGUUCGUCAUUCUACGUCGAUAAAUUAGAGAUUAUACCUGGUUCGGGACCUGGUUUAGUGACGAAACGAAGUGUUAGGUUCCCACCUACACCUCAACAAGCUGAAUACAUCCCUAAUAGACAGAUGUCAACAAAGGGUAAAAAGGGCAAAAUUGAGAGUCUGUUGCCGCCUCCUGCGAAGAGGAAAUCGAUUACGGGCACGGGAUUUCUGAAAUCUGCUCUGACCAACCAUACUCUUACUCUCAAUACAGAAAGAGAAAGAGAAAGAGAGAAGAUGGAUCUGGGCAUGGAUUUGGAAAGAGGAUUACAUCCCCAUCCACACUCAAUGAACGAAAAUCAUUCACCACCUAUACAACUUUCUCCUGAAAUCGUUGUGAGGGAUGUACCGGAAGUGAUCAUCCAGGAACCUACACCUAUACAUUUCAACCGACCCAAUAGAUAUUCAUCGAAUACAAAUGCCUCGUCUCCAUUCCAAUAUCAGGAUUUGGUUACGUAUUAUUCAACUGCUCCUUCCGAUAUUGAACGAGGGGAAAGGGCAAGUAGCGUUUUUCCAUAUUUUGAUUCGGUUUAUACGUCUACUACGUUACCUUACAAUUCCAGAGGAUCAUCUACUUUAGACAAGCUGAGGAGAGAGGGUAGUACCAGUACCAAAGGUAGUUACAACUCAAAAACUGGAUUGGGUGAAAUGAUCGGAGGGAUUGGUAAACCACCGUUACCAACCAUUCGGGCAAUGACGAUAUCCAAUAUAAGCCAUGUUGAUGAAGAUGAUUCAGUAUAUUCUCAACUCCCAGCAUCAAUAGCUAUACCGGGGCCUAGACCAACUAUCGCAAGACACAGUACUAGUCCAACCCUAGACAAUCCUCCCAGCGAGACUUCCUCAAUAUACUCACAACCUUCCAUAUCAGAUUCGUACCGCGUUGUCCCUAGACCUGUGCACAGUAGGAAUACAUCUAAUUACAGUAUACCAACUAAGAGAGCGUUGAUUUCCACUGCCGAGAGAAGAGAAGAUGAUGAGGAGGAAAUGAUCAAAUUCGGUUAA
This is a messenger RNA of Kwoniella mangroviensis CBS 8507, 1947 nucleotides long. RefSeq lists its product as uncharacterized. The coding region runs from base 1 to 1947 and encodes 648 amino acids. The record is from RefSeq and is a predicted model, not a curated record. Lineage: Eukaryota; Fungi; Basidiomycota; Tremellomycetes; Tremellales; Cryptococcaceae. The transcript has 5 exons.